CAUCGCUACCAAUCGAGGAGCAGGAGCUCGCCCUGACCCAGGGCCUGCAGGAUCUCCCAGCAGCCGCACCGCUGGCUCUCCGACAACACCGACACGAAGCCCAGAGCCCACCUCACGCCGCCAUUGCGACACCGGCUCCUCCUCCUCCUCCUCCCCUUCCGGACAGCAACAGAACCUGAGAAAAGUUCCGACGCUGAGAUCACGGAACGUUCGUCGUUUUCUCCAUUCGGGCGAGAGAUUCCCGCCAUCAAAUACAAUUCCAGAGGCAUUUACUGAUCCAAGCAUUGCUGGCAAGUCCAACAUUUAUCUCACUUCCCUAAUCGUUCUCGAGAAGGUGGUGCUGAGCUACCUUCUUUAGCCAUUGCAUUCCUUCUUGUGGAGGUGCUCCCAACAGAAGAACUGAAGCUAUUGGAAAAGGAGUUACAGGCUUUGGACCUAAUAACAGUGAAGGAAAAGUAAUGAGUUGCCAGGAAUCAAGAAUUCACUGCCGCGCACAAAUACGAAAAGGAGCCCAUGGAAUAAAGCAGUCUUGACGUGCAAAUGUUUAUCAAUUUCUACACAAGGCAACAGUGAAACAAACCCAUCAACAAGGAAGAAGACAAAUGUAGAUUUACCACAGAACUUCAGUCAAGCAAAUCUAAAAUGGAGCAGGAAGAGCAAGUGGUCUUGCAGGAAUUAGUAGGCAGAAUUACUGUUUACACCAUUACAGGAUGUCUUCAUUGCCUUAGAGCAAAGGCUCAACUGACCAAUAUGGGUCUCCCAUUCGUUGAAGUUAAUAUAAAGGAUAAUGCUGAAUUACGGCAGCAGGUUAUGGAUCUCACUGGGCGGCGUACUGUACCACUGAUAUUCUUCAACAACAAGUUUAUUGGAGGAAAUGAUGAUUUUCAGAAAUUGUCACAGGAAGAGCUUGACAAACUGAUUGAACUAGUUAAACAUGAGGCUGCACCUCCUGAUGCACCUCCACUCCCUGAACAGGAAAUUGUUGAAGAAGAAGAACCGAAAGAAGAACUGAAAAGUGAAAGAGAUGAAUUUGCAGAUCUGAUUGUGGAAUUCAAGCACAGUGGCAAUAUUGGCAAUCACUGGUCAUGUCUAAAACUCCACCACAACACCUUUACUGGCAAAAAACUGAUUGCCUGGCUGGUCAAUAAUAAAAACCUUGAUAAACCUGCAGCAAUUGAAAUGGCGAAAGAUUUGAUAAACAGGAAAUUUUUAAAUCCUCUGAGUGAAAAAGGAUUUGAAGAUAACGACACCCUGUACAGAUUGGUGGAGCAUGAUUCUGCAUCAGCAUUAAAUUCUGGAGCUACAGCAGAAUUUCGAGCAGUUUCCGCAUCUAGACAUUCUGAAGUUAUGAGAGAUUUAAUUCUGAAGCUGUUCUCAGAACACAUUACACCUGAUGGCAAGUUUGUAGAUUACAAAUCCAUGGUUGGUAGUCCAACUUUUGAGGAGUAUUGCCAACUUGCGAUACAGCUGCAGCGUUUGAAGUUUGAUGAUCUCAGUAGAAAUGAGAAACUGGCAUUCUUCAUCAACGUGUACAAUGCAUUAGUGAUUCAUGGAAAUAUUAAAUACAAACCACCAAAGAACAUGUGGCAGAGAUAUAAAUUUUUUAAUUCUGCAAGUUAUGUAAUUGGUGGAGAAGUCUUUACACUACAAGAUAUUGAGAAUGGUGUACUGCGUGGGAACCAAAAGGGCAUUGCUCAAGUGACAAAACCUUUCUCAAAGGGUGAUCCACGUCUCAAGGCUGCUCUGGAGGAAGUGGAACCACUUAUUCAUUUUGCUUUAAACUGUGGAGUCCUAAGCUGUCCUGCCAUCAAGACCUACUCUGCCAAGGACAUUGACCAGCAGUUAAAGAUUUCAGCUGAAGCAUUUCUCGAUGGUGCCGAUGGCUGUCAAGUUGAUGUGGCCAAAAAGGAAGUUCGUCUGAGUCAAAUUUUCAAAUGGUAUAAAAUCGAUUUUGGUGGAACAGAUGAAAAGUUGCUGAAAUGGGUGUUUGAGCACCUGCAAGAUUCACCAAAGAAGAAGGCACUGAAAGAACUCCUGAACCAUGGAACCAUCAAAGUUGGUUAUCUUCCAUAUGACUGGUCAACAAAUUCUAAAGACUGAUGCUGGCUUGGCAUGGAACUUAUUGGCUCUUGCCCAAAUCAUCCAAUCUACUGUAUCUCUGAAUUUCACGCACUGAUAUGCUUACCAAAUCAAAUCUGUUUGAAAUAGAUUCAUUUAUGAACUUCUGACGUUGCACUCUUUUAUAUUAUAUAGCACUCAGUCUAGAUUUGCACUAUAACUUCUUAUUUUCAACAACUACUUACCAAAUAGCUUUUAUUACAUCAGGAAACUGAACAGGAUACCUUUAAUUAUUUUCCCUUUGACCUUUUUGGACCAAAGCAUUGUGGGAUCUUGAAUGCAAAUAUCUGGAAGAAAUGUUAAUACUAGUAUUUCCAUUAUUUUAAAUAUUCUUUGAAAAUGAUUUUAUUUCUGAAUUUAAUAUCUAUUCAUUGAUUGCAAGAGAUGUACAAUAAAUAAUUUUUCUACAACUUGUAUUCUGAGCUUCAAUAAAGAGAUAAAUCUCAUCU
Messenger RNA from Pristis pectinata (smalltooth sawfish), 2567 nucleotides. RefSeq lists its product as uncharacterized. Bases 643 to 2100 code for a protein of 485 amino acids. Gene Ontology annotation, molecular function: electron transfer activity. Gene Ontology annotation, biological process: intracellular signal transduction; cell redox homeostasis. The transcript is spliced from 12 exons. The record is from RefSeq and is a predicted model, not a curated record. NCBI's taxonomy places the organism in Eukaryota, Metazoa, Chordata, Chondrichthyes, Rhinopristiformes, Pristidae.